AUGGCAGCGUUCCUUCAAUUCCUUCAAUUCCGUGUUACGCUAGCAAGCGAAAGAGAUGAGGAGGACAACGUGGAAGAGUUGAGGCAUGCCAACGAUGACAUGUGUUCCUACUCGGUGCAGUGCAGAUAUAAAGAAGCAAUAAAGAAGCAGAUGCAGAUCCUAAGAAUGCCUCCAUCGCUAAACGAAUACAUUUGUCGGCUCUUCUCCAAGGCUUCAAUCCCAGUUCUCAAGGAACCAUCCGGCAUUUCUGCGCAUGAUGGUAGGCGCCCGGACGGAUGCACACUAAUACCUUGGAGAGCCGGCAGAUGUUUGGCGUGGGAUGUUACGGUCCCUGGCACCCUUGCCGAACGAUAUGUAAACCUGACAAGUAAAGAAUGCGGUUUGGCCGCGGCCAGGGCAGCGGACGAGAAAAUGAAAAAAUAUGGGAACGCCCUCCCCUCGAUGGAAUUUUUGCCAAUAUGUAUCGAGGUUCUCGGCCCGAUGGACCCCAACACCCUUAAAUUUCUUAAGGCAAUAUGUAAAAUGAUCGGCGUCAGAUCGGGCGACAGCAGGGAACUGUUUUUCGCAACUAACCACAUUUCGUGA
Helobdella robusta is the source of this 585-nucleotide messenger RNA. RefSeq lists its product as hypothetical. The transcript is spliced from 3 exons. NCBI's taxonomy places the organism in Eukaryota, Metazoa, Annelida, Clitellata, Rhynchobdellida, Glossiphoniidae. Bases 1 to 585 code for a protein of 194 amino acids. The record is from RefSeq and is a predicted model, not a curated record.